Aspergillus piperis CBS 112811 is the source of this 717-nucleotide messenger RNA. RefSeq lists its product as uncharacterized. The record is from RefSeq and is a predicted model, not a curated record. The coding region runs from base 244 to 489 and encodes 81 amino acids. The transcript has 2 exons. Lineage: Eukaryota; Fungi; Ascomycota; Eurotiomycetes; Eurotiales; Aspergillaceae.
CAGGAACAAGGAGUCAUAGAGUACGUACUACUCGCAAAGAGGAAAGAAAAAAGUUAUAUAAACUCCCUUCUGGUACCGUCAAUUGCGACUUGGAAUUACUAUCCAUCCAUCCAACAAAGCAAAGCAAAGCAAAGCAAAGCAAGCUUCUCUUCUUCUACUCUCUACAUCAUCGCAUUCCAAAACCUCUCCACACACAAGUCUAUCCCACAUUCCUCCAAAACAACAACCACCACCACCAUCAAUAUGACUAUCCCUUAUCCCUUGAUCGGCCCUGAAUCCUACGGCCUUGGCUCUAAGCAGGCUCGUCGCAACCGCAGUGCCUGCAGCACCCCUCGCAGCGUUGACAGCAACGUCAUUGAUGCUGCUUUCGCCAAGGAAGUCCAGUCUACCAACGCCUCCCAGGAGCAUUUGGAUUCUUGUGCCAGCAGCAACAAGUCUGAGAAGAAGUGGAAGGCUAGAUUUUCGAGGAAGUUCUUCCACUUCGCUUGAAACUACACCACACUAUACACAACAUUACACUACGAACGAAAACAACAUAAUCAACAAUAAUAAUGAAUCGCUGGACGGAAUAUAGCAAAGCAAAGCAAGCAAAGCAUGGGUGUUUAGAUGGAUUGGAUUGCAUAGUUGGGAGCAUUGGUAUUCUUGCAUCAUGUCAUGAUUGUUAUGGAUAAUUUAGAUAUAAUACUUAAUUAAUACCCGCGGGAUAUGCACGCUCUA